UGACAGACUGAAGUGUACGCCGCACAAACUCCCCUUAACAAGCUCUCUAACUCUAUAUAAUACAUCGCACAAGAUGUUGGCAUGUGACUAUACCAACGUGCUCAUAGCCUUCGUGAUGAUCAUGCCGUUUGUGUAUGAAUUCAGUCAUAGAUUUAGGUUAUAUUUAAAAUUUUUCCUCUAUUAUUCUAUGGUGAUGCUGUGUUCUGUACUGUGCAUCCCCUUCAUCAUUUGGAGGCCAGGAGAUGUUAGGAACACCUUGAUAGCCACAUUACCACUGCGUAUGCUGAACCCCUUGCUUGGCCUACACUGGGAGGUACGCGGCCAAGACCACAUUGUGAUAGAUCGUCCGGCUAUAGUGGUGGCUAACCAUCAGAGCUCGGUUGAUUUCUUAGGAAUGGUGUACUUGUGGCCAAUGUUUCACAAGAUCACAGCCAUUGCCAAGAAGGAAUUAUUUUAUGCUAUGCCAUUUGGGAUGACAGCUUGGCUAUGUGGUACCAGGUUCAUCGACCGCAGAAACCCAGACAAAGCCAAAGCCUCAAUGAAUGCAGCAUUAGACUACGUAAAGGAAAAGAGUGUAAAGCUAUGGGUGUUCCCAGAGGGUACACGAAGCAUGGCAGAUGAGAUGCUCCCAUUCAAAAAGGGUGCCUUUCAUUUGGCAAUUGAAGGCCAGUUACCAAUUCUGCCUCUCGUGUAUUCCUCCUAUCGAGGUUUUCUCAAUCAUCCUUGCAAGAUAUUCAACCCAGGUCACAUCAUUGUCACCUGCUUGCCUCCCAUCUCUACAAAAGGAAUGAAAAAGGAAGAUAUGCCAAGGUUAAUGGAGGAUGUGCGAGCUCAAAUGAUGGAGGUUUAUACCAAAACAUCCUCACAGGUACAUCAUCCAUGGCCCCUGGCAGAGGAAGUAAGGAAACACAGCUAAGCCAGGGAGACAUCUCUUAGAUAGAAGCACCUCAACACUCUUCUCACUCGUACCUGUAGUGAGUGUGCACCUAACCACACCAGACCUUGUGAUGGUGGCUGUGCUGUUAAUAUUCCUGUGAAUACUUCCUGGAAAUGCCUAAACCCAUUUAGUAAAUGUGUAAAGAAUCAGUUUAUAUAUUGCUGGGAUGGCUGUGGAUGUUUUAGAAUUUGAAAUUUAAUUUGAAUACGUUCUGUACGACAUACAUGGUGAAACAGAUGUAUCGGCACAGAUAGCAUUAUCAAUAACUGAAUUUGAAGUAGUGAUAAAUGUGCCUUCUCACUUACUAAGAUGUUGUCCUAGGUUAUUUUUCACUUUAAUAACUUUUGAAAUUUAGCAACAUCUAUAUAUUGUCACUUUUAGGCUAAAUUUGUUUGCAUGGCAUCUCUCAUAUAUGUAAGUUACCCAAAAUAUUUCAAUUUUGCUCAGAUUUUUUUUUUCAAACAUUAUUAAGAAAUUUAAUAUAAUGCAUAUAGACUCAUAUACUUUUGAUUUCAAAACUUAUUUCAAAUGGCUAUUGAUAACAUCGUGUCAGUUGAUACAUAUCCUAGGGACAGCUACAUGCUUCCAGCUUUAAACUUACACACUCCAGUAAGCUUGUAAAUGUACUGUACAAUAUUAUAUUUUGUGUAAAUUAAGGCCCUUCAAUUCAAGCUUUUAUUACUGACAGUAAAUUUCACCAAAACAUUGUCGUCAAAGAAUGGUCUAGCCGGAGCAUGACCAACUCACUCCCUUUCAUUGUUCCAGGUUCUUUAAGUUGGCUUUAAUUGGUGUAUGACCUUUUGCCUGUAAAAUGAGUUGGGUAGGAGUAAUUCUUCUGUAUUUGAAAGACUACUUAUCAUACCAGAUGACUGGGGUCUCAGUGCCUCGCUGGUGUAUGAUACAGACACAAAGUUUGAUUUUGUACUAACAACCUUUUCACAUUAAUCAGUAUUUAUAUCACUCCAUACACAUUUUAAUCUAUUAUAUUAAUAGUAUUUAUAUCACUACUACAGAGGAAGUUACUGUGUUACAAACCUGUGCCGUUACUUCUACUUUACUUUAUACAGUAAUUCCCAUACCCUUGUAGAAGUUAUGUCAUGAAAUACCUCACGUAAGGCACAAGAUGUUAAAGGCAUUAACAUGAUAUUCAUGUAAUUAAAAGAGUUAUGUCACCAGAUCCUGUACGGUCACAAAAAAAAAAGUCUGCUUUGAAUGUCACUCCAACCCAGCAGUGGGCCUGAGGCUAGUGUGUGUCAGUUUACAGUAUUGGUUUGUAAAAUCUGGUAGGACAGUUAAGCGAGGAGGCGAUCUGCUCACUAGUUGUUGGCAUGUGCAUGAUAGUCAUACUGUGAAGAUAAUUGAGGUAAGGUUGUCAGGUCAGUAAGAAUAUAAGUGUAUAGUCAGUCAAGUAUAGAAUAAGGCAACCUAUCCGGUAAUACUGUAAAGGUAAGGAUGACGAGGAGUGGUAGGAUGGGGGUAGGGGAGGUCUCGUCCUUGAGUGAGAGCUGGGGGUACAUGGUGCAUUUGGAAUAAAAGUUUUUACACUAUUACCAUAUCUAUUGCCCUACCCUAUAUUGGUUGCAUCUGUAAAUUUAUAUGGCUGAGAAGGGGUGGAGUCAGGCCACUUAUGUUGGGUGUGUGGAGGUGGGGCUGGUUGUAGUGGUGAUCACAUGCAUACAACAUUGCAGUGUAGUAGAUGUCUAGAAUGUGAUGUUCAAUGUUUAGUGUGUGUGUGUGUGUUUUUUUUGUUUUUUUUUUUACUGUAUGGUGGUGUCAAAUUUGUGCUGUUCAGUGUUGAUGAGAGCCUAGUGUGAGUUGAUGAGUAUGUAGUGAAUUGUGGUGACUGUGUAGCAUGUAGUGGUGUGUCUAGUGUGUGGUGUUGACUCUGGUGUAGUGAUGAGUGUCUAGUGUGUGGUGGUGAGAGUCUGGUGGUGAUAGGGUGUCUAAUGUGUGGUGGUAAGCAUGUAUGACACCUUUCAAAGACUUGUAGCUUCACUGAACCUCUACAGCCUAUAAGAGUGAGUGCAGCCAAUUACUGUACUGUAUAGAUUUUAUUAUCCAUUCUAGUUUUAAUGGAUAAAAUAUAUACAGUAUAAAUAUAUAAAAGGAAGUACAUAAAAAGGUUUAUUGUAUUGUACUUAAUUUUUAUAUUUUUUUCCUUUCUUAAUCAUUCAACAUCUUUUUCACAUUCUAGUGUUUUGGAUAUUUAGACGGACGCAUGAUUAAAAUCCAGAAAAUUGCACAAGUAACUGGAAAUAUCUGGUUUAGAGAGACAUUUACAAGUACAGUAAUUGGAAUUCUCUCUCAAUCAGACUGACGGCUUUUCAAUUAAUCCAGCUAAGGGAGAUUUCACAAUACGAGUACGGUAUGUCUCUCUAUACAUUGGAUAUGCGUUCUUGUAAAGCGUAACAUUUAGUGAAUACAAGUUUACUAUAGACCCUAAUGAUAUAAGUAGGGGGCUAUGUUACUGAGGGACAUUUCUGGUAAAAUAUUCUCACUAAAAUAUUAAUUAAUACAUAUACCUAAAUUAAAAGAUCAUAAGUUCAAAUUAAUACAGUACAGUAUUUAGAUAUAAAUUAUGCUGAAGAUGGUUACCAAAACUGCACAUAGAUACUGACUAGGUUAGGAAGUGGUGAGUUAUUUAGAUGAAGCAGCAGGAUUGCCUGUUUCUUUAUACUGUACUGUAAAGAUGGACUCUUAAAAGACUGGUGGAUGGCUUUCAUCUUCUUCAGUUUGUACAGCUCCUUGUAGUAGUUACUGUCAUUGGUUAAUAACUUCCUACACCCCUUUGGUAUGAAUACAGGGAUUACUGUAGUGUUACCUUAGGGAAGCUCAGUACAGCUGUACACCACGUGUCUAAAAUGAACCAAAAACUCCAGUUACCAAUAUGUAUUGUAUAGACUUAUAUGUAGAUAUCUUAAUACCUGGCUAGUUUGUAUUGAAAUUGACAUACAUAAGCCCGGUGUUCCUGUAGUGGAGGGAUUAGGUGGAUGGUUCAAAUUUCAUAAGGCUCACAUUCAUGUCAUUUUUUCCUCUUUUUCUUUCAUUUCAUCAUCAACAUAUAGCAAGGUAUAUAUGUCUGUACUUCAGUAAUGUAUAUUUUUUUCUUUACUAUAAAUAUCAAAUCGUUAUUAUUUAUUGAAGUUCUGUCUAAUUCUUACCACUUGUCUUGGAGCCCCAAGCCUGACCACGGAAGGUUUACGGUGACGCGAAUGGUUUAAAAAAAAAAAAGCCGCUUAUUCUGCUCGUGAACGGUAUCAUCACAAAUGGCAAGGUAUGGGAAUUACUGCAUUAGUAUUAAGAAUAAACUAUUUUAACCAAAGGUAUUAAUAUUAUGUUUUUGUUUUUGUAUAUGAAUGGUAUAUGUAGAUUAGAGACAAUGUCUUAGUUCCCCGAGGACGAAUUAAAGUGAGCCAAUUGGUAGAUAAAUACAGUCCUCCUGCACAAGAUUAUGCCUGUGUACCCGUGUAUAGAAGUUACUUCAAAAGUCAGGGAGGGUAAUUAUUAGUGUAGUUAAAUAUUGUUUCAUAAGAGAGCUGGCAAUUGGACCAAAGAUAAGCUCAUGGUAAUCCUUAGAACGAUGUCUUGUUAACCAACAUUAAUGUAUUUCUAUAUUAUAAUGAAUACAUAAGCAUCACAAUACUGUUACAUUGAACAAGAAGUUUGCUGUGCUCUAGUAUGACUUCCUUCCUCUCCAUGAUAACAUUCACAAAUACUGUACUCAUCUUGGUAACAUGUGGAUGAUGGAGUGGUUGAGUAUUAUAGAUCAUUGUCAAAGUUACUGAAGCCCAUGGGCUGUUUUCACAUUGUUCCUUUCCAUUGAAUUCUCAUAUAUUUGUUCCCUAUCUCUUUCUCUCCAUAAAAAACAAGUGUUGAUUUAUUUUUAUGAAUUGAAAUAAUUUUGUUUUGUAAACUUUUUUUGGUUUUAUUGACUUUGUAUUUAUAAGAUGUUUGUUUGAUUGUUAUUUUUAAAAAAGCAGUUUCUAUGGGGAAGCCAAAUAUACCUAAUUUGAUAUUUCAUAUCAAUGUAUGUGUAAUGUAUAUAAUUUAUGUGUUAUUAAUUUCCCACUGUGUGGGAGGCUUUUUGAUCUUUCCUCAUUUAAAGUUUUUGCUUGUUUCUAGAAGAAGCAUGGUAGAUAUUAAUGCAGAAAAAAUAAGGAUAUCUAGUGGACAGUGUAAAGUAAGUACUGUACGUACUUGUUCAGCUAAACGAGCCAAUUUUUUUUUUAUCAAUUAUAAGGAGAUUCAAGCAGCAAGCCAUCUUUAAUUGAACAACUUCAGCU
This is a messenger RNA of Homarus americanus (American lobster), 5220 nucleotides long. Its product is annotated as 1-acyl-sn-glycerol-3-phosphate acyltransferase alpha-like. Bases 74 to 916 code for a protein of 280 amino acids. Gene Ontology annotation, cellular component: endoplasmic reticulum; membrane. Lineage: Eukaryota; Metazoa; Arthropoda; Malacostraca; Decapoda; Nephropidae. The record is from RefSeq and is a predicted model, not a curated record. Gene Ontology annotation, molecular function: 1-acylglycerol-3-phosphate O-acyltransferase activity. The transcript is spliced from 6 exons. Gene Ontology annotation, biological process: phosphatidic acid biosynthetic process.